AUGGAGGAGGAGGGAGUGGGAAAGAUGAAACGCUUACACCUGUGCAUCGGAAGUUUUCUGCUUUCCUUUGGGAUCAUCUCCAUUUUCUUGGGAGUCAUCACCUUCUUCCCAGUUUUUACCUUCAAGCCCUGGUUUGCCGGAUGGAGUGGCAGGAUAGCAUGUCCUAUCUGGAACGGAGCUGUGGCUUUCAUCGUGGGAGUUCUUAUAUUGCUUGCAGAGAGAGACCACAUCUCACAAUAUCUGAGAGAAGUCAGCUUCAUCUUCGCUAUUGUCAAUCUAAUCGCUUCACCCCUCCAAUUCAUCAUUGCUCUGGCUGCCAUCCUGAUUGGUCCAUUCUGCGACUACAGCUUGGCGGGUAUUUCAGGCACAGAAUACCUGGGAUACGCCGUCCAGUUUCCAUACCAAUACACUCUUCCCAUUGUCUGUGUGGACCCUCUAUUUUAUGAGUACUACCACCUCGUCCUUCAGAUCGUCAAUCUGAUCAUCAGCACUGCCAUGUUCUCCCUGAGUCUGGUUUUCUGCAUCAGGCUGACAGCAAGAUUCAAGUCAACAGGAACUCUCACCGUACGUAUUGUGGACAUUACCCUGACUCUUUCAGCCAAGAGGCAAAAUGAUUGA
This is a messenger RNA of Hemiscyllium ocellatum (epaulette shark), 618 nucleotides long. RefSeq names its product transmembrane protein 212-like. The transcript is spliced from 3 exons. The record is from RefSeq and is a predicted model, not a curated record. Lineage: Eukaryota; Metazoa; Chordata; Chondrichthyes; Orectolobiformes; Hemiscylliidae. The coding region runs from base 1 to 618 and encodes 205 amino acids.